Parnassius apollo (apollo) is the source of this 2007-nucleotide messenger RNA. The record is from the annotation of a GenBank genome assembly. NCBI's taxonomy places the organism in Eukaryota, Metazoa, Arthropoda, Insecta, Lepidoptera, Papilionidae.
AUGAGGUCGGGGGAGGCGGGCGAGGGUUCGGAGCUGGCGGAGUUCGGUGCACGCUGGCCGCCUCCCUACUCGCAGGGCUACGGCUGGGCGCGCUCCGCGACCCCGCAGCACCCGCCCGCGCACCACCUCGCGCGCCACUCGCGCUCCCAGCAGGACAACCGGCACACGAGCUAUGAGGCUGAGGAUGCCAGGGCGCGUGCGCGCGGCGGCGUGUACUACUCACCACCAGGGACGUCUUACACAAUUGUAGAACGGCCGGCGUCUUCACAUGGUCACCACGCGCCCUACUCACAUCACCACUAUCCUGGAAAACUCUCGCGCGCACCAUAUUUAGGUUCUUCCACGAUUGCAAACAGCGCAGGCGCAACAAGCUUAAGGAACAGCACAAACCACUUAAGCGCAACAAAUGGCAAGAAGCGGCCCAUUUCCCCUGAACAGGUGCUACGUCUGUUCGGGCAGGGUGGUGCUGCGGCGCUGGGCAAGGCGCUGCCGCCAUCCCAUCCACCAGCACCAGUGCCCGCUCCGCUGCCGGCCAGACGGCACUCGCCUGCGAGCAGCCCCAGUAGCACAACGCAUCAUGUAAUUGUUUUGCGAAUUGGUUUUGGUGUCAAAUUGGAUCUCUCCGAGAAAUAUGAGGCGAUAUACCGUGGCGGCGAGCGGGAGAGGCCGUACUCGUCGGGAGGAGCGCCGCCGCCGCCGGCUGAGCCCGCCACGCGCACCGUCACCAUGAGCCGCGACCCAGCUGAUUCACAUGGCUUCGGCAUAUGCGUCAAAGGCGGAAAAGAAGCAGGAGUCGGAGUGUACAUAUCGCGGGUGGAAGAAGGGUCUGUCGCGGAGCGUGCGGGUCUUCGCCCUGGGGAUUCCAUCAUGCAGGUCAACGGCACUCCAUUUUCUGGGAUAUCCCACGAGGACGCGUUAAAGAUGCUGAAGUCGUGCCGCCAGCUGACAAUGACGGUGCGGACGGCUGGUGCGCUGGUGGGUCGCGCGUCGUGUUCGUGGAUGGACCGUUACGGGAGACCCGCCUCGCCGCCACCACAGCGCCCAAUCCGCUCUGCUAGCAAAGAUCGCUCUAUACGCAGGGUGGACUUGUGCAUUGAGCCAGGACAGUCAUUAGGGUUGAUGAUCAGAGGUGGUCUGGAGUACAACCUUGGCAUCUACAUCACAGGAGUUGACAAGGACUCCGUAGCAGACCGAGCAGGGCUUAUGGUGGGAGAUCAGAUCCUAGAGGUAAACGGACAGUCGUUCGUGGACGUGACGCACGACGAGGCCGUCGCGCAGCUGAAAUAUCACAAGCGUAUGUCGCUGCUGGUGCGCGACGUGGGCAAGGUGCCACACGCGUGCACAGCAUAUGGAGAACGUGAUGCAGCACCCAGAAUAAGCGGCUGGGGCAAAAGACGUGGAGCUGCCGCAGUAGCAGUGGAGCAGAAGGCAAAAUCACUAAUACCGCCCAGUGAUCUCCCAGCACUGGCAUACUACAUGGAGGAGUAUGCUGCACGCCGACUAACGCCGGAUGCCUUCCUCACAGUCCUGCGAGAUUUGCUCGACACACCACAGAAGUAUACUCUUCUUACCGAAAUUCGAGAGUUCAUGCUACCUGAAGAUCGACCAAGAUUCGACGAAUUAGUAUACCGUCGGAACGAAGAAGCAUCUGAACAUCAUGUUAAGCGCGGAGGAGAGCGGCAUAUGCUGCCAUCAUCCACCAUGCACGAUCUGCACGACCCGGAGGGGCCAUCGGAGGCACCGCUAAUAGUGGACCACCGCUCUCCUUCCGAGGACUCCGGUCUGGGUCUACCAGCACACGACCACGCCUACAGGAGCGGCAGGACGUGGAGGGCGACCGACGCGCCACCGCCUGAAGACGACCUGGACCCACCCCACGAGGAAUACGAAGAAGAGGGUCGUCGGUCGAGGAGACAUUCUUCUCCAUGCAACUCCAAAGAGGGCAGCACUACCGCUUUACAUACACAACACUACGAUGAUACGGUAAGUAAUUUAACAUACGAGUAG